Messenger RNA from Frankliniella occidentalis (western flower thrips), 2785 nucleotides. Its product is annotated as beta-1,3-galactosyltransferase 5. Bases 489 to 1655 code for a protein of 388 amino acids. The record is from RefSeq and is a predicted model, not a curated record. Gene Ontology annotation, cellular component: membrane. The transcript has 2 exons. Gene Ontology annotation, molecular function: hexosyltransferase activity. NCBI's taxonomy places the organism in Eukaryota, Metazoa, Arthropoda, Insecta, Thysanoptera, Thripidae.
GGCGCCCGUCCGUGGCAGUAUGACUCGGACGGGCGCUCUCGCCGGUCGGCCCCGUUCGCUCGAUCCGCGCGCUCCUGCGACCGCGCUCCCGCCCCGAGAGCUCCGCGUCCUCCCGGCCGCGCGCUUCACCUUGUGCACCUCCUCGUCGUCGUCCUCCUCGGCGGCGAGCUGCAGCCGGGUGCGUGUGCCCCAGCGUCCCCCCCCCCCCCUCUGCGUGCUCGUCCCGAUGGCGACGUCGCCCGCGGGCGGGCCGACGACGCCGGCCCAGCGGUCGUGGUGACGCGACGCCUGACAUGUCGGUGCGCCGUCGUCGCCGUCGUCUGGAGGGUCGCCGUCAUGGUUGGUGACGCGCCCCCGUGCGCCCCCGGACCCGCCGCCGCCGCCCGUAGAGAAGCACACGGAGCACUUUGUGGUGGAGCAGUCCAGGAGCGUCCGUCACCCGGCCGACGAAAAGCACCGCACGUCAGCGCCAGCUCAGGUGCUGUGGAAUGGGAGCCGCCGGUGCUGGGCGGGGCGGGCGCGCGCUGCCGGGGCGCUGGGCGCUGCUGCUGCUGAUGGUGUUCGUGACGCUGCCCUGCUACGUGUGGUACGCGGUGCAGCAGGACCUGGCCCGGCCGGCCGCCGCCGCCGCCGCCGCCUCGCCGCUGACGCCGCCGCCGCCGCUGCCUACGCCCUUGCCGCCGUACCAGCUGCUCAACGAGAGCGAGCCGCCGCCGCUGGAGGAGCUCGCCGGCCUGGCGCACGACGACGACGGCACGCUCGUGGACCUGCGCGACUUCCGCUGGCUGCUGGGCGGCGCCGCGCCCGCUCGCUGCCGCCCGCUCGUGCUCGUGCUGGUGCACACCGCCCUGGGCCACACCGCCAACCGCGCGCUCAUCCGCGAGACCUGGGGCUCGCGGGGGCUGGCGCCGCACGGCGAGGUCCUCGUCCGCUUCCUGGUCGGGCAGCCCUCGGGCGCGGACGCCCAGGCCGUGCAGGGUGAGAUCGCCCGGGAGGCGGCGACGUUCGGCGACGUGGUGCAGGGCUCGUUCGUGGACGCGUACCGCAACCUGACGUACAAGCACGCCAUGGCGCUCAAGUGGUUCGCCACGCUCUGCCCGGAGGCCACGUACGUGCUCAAGGUGGACGACGACACGCUCGUCAACACGCCCGUGCUGCUCGACUACGUGCGGAACACCAUGUCGCCGUUCGGCGCGCGCCGCCUGCUGGCGUGCACCGUCCUGGAGCACGCCCGCCCCAAGCGGACCUGGCGCUCCAAGUGGCGCGUCGGCUUCCGCGAGUACCGGCGCGACGAGUACCCGACCUACUGCGCCGGCUGGGCCGUGCUCUUCUCCCCGGACGUGGCGCUCGCGCUCUACCGCGAGGUGCAGCGCGAGCCCUACUUCUGGAUCGACGACGUGCUCGUGACGGGCGUGCUCGCCGAGCGCAUCGGCGUGACGCACGCCUCGUGGACGGACGUCGUCCUCACCUCGGACGAGCUGCCCCGCGUGCUGGCGGGCGACCUGCGGCCCACCUUCAUGGUGGCGCUGUGGUACGACGUGGGCCUCGACAUGGACAAGCACCGGCUCCUGUGGCGGCGCAUCCUGGACGACGUGUCGGCGCCGGCCAGCGUCGUCAACACGACCAGGGUCGCGUGGGGGGCGACGUCGUCAUGAGGGGCGCGUGCCCCGCCCGGAGCAGUCGCAGGGGCGUGUUAAGGGCGGGCGGCGGGGCGGUGUAUCGAAAGUUGCCUACAUACAAUGGUGUUGUAGGUCAAAUUGCCUACCUUUUGGCGGCUGUCUAGUGGACCACAGAGAGGGGGGGGGUCGCCCCUACCGCCUCCCCCCCCCCCCCUUAAUACGCUCCUGAGUAGUCGAUAUUUGGACAUUUGUGUGAUCUCGUCUACAAACAUUCAAUCGACCUACUUUUGUGUCAUUCAUUUCGGGAAUUUUGUUUUAUUUAUUGUUGUUAAUUUUAUUUUGUUUCAAUUUGUUUAGGUGUCAAAUGCCAUGUGAUACAUGUCAAGAUGUGAUGUAGGAACAAAAGACUUGUUCUCGAUUUUAGUCUGCUGCCACUAAAAAAAUAUAUGACAAUAUAUUGAUUUAUGUGGUUUGUGAUACCCAAGACUGAUAGAUAGUGAUUUAUGACACUAUGACUGUGACUGGAACUUGUACUGCAGGCAGUGCAUCUUGAGAAAAUGUUAAUUUCCCAAUUUAGUUAGGGUAGUUGAAGUUUAAAAUUAUCAACUGUGGUCUUUUUACAUUGUUUAUAGGACGUAACAUUAUAUUGUUGUAUGUUCGUAAAAAUAGAAUACGCAAAGGUAAAAUUUCAACUUUACUAGUUAUUUUUCUUUUCUUAUUACUUGUGCCUGUUUAUUGUGUCUAUGUUUGUUCUUGUUUGCAAGUCAGAUUGUGUUUUACUAUACCAUGUUGGUUUUACACUAGAACCCAACUUAGCUUUAAUGUUUUUUUGAAGACCAGUUUGUUUUUAGUUAUACCAAUACAAAGUGUACUUUGACAUUGAUCUCAAGUAGAUGUUUAUAAUUUAUAUGAUAUGAUCAGUCACAGUUUAGGAUUUCCCAAAGAAAGAAAGCACAUCCCGGCAUGGACAUUUUAAUUGUAAAGUUUGAAAUGGACAGGCAAUUUUUUUUGUAUGUAAGCUUGCACACAUUAAAUGUGAUGCAGCCUUUGAAUGAGAGUGAACACUGGCAAAUUUACCACUAAAGAAAGUUUCAAAAAACUGCUACAUGUAACAUUAAUACGAGGAAAUAAAGAAACAGGUGUAUGGUUGGCUGGAAGAAGUAUAA